AUGUUGGUUGCAGGUUUGGUCUUACCAAUGGACUAUAAAAAUGUACCCGAGAACAUCAAGGUCAAUGUUCCAAGCUCAAAUGCCUCUCCGCCACCCUCCACAUCUGGCGCUAACUCCUUAGGACAACAGACUGGGGCAACUUUGGGGAGACCUGCAGCAGCCAACGCUGCACGAGAGCGUAGCCGAGUGCAGACCCUACGACAUGCCUUCUUGGAGUUACAGAGAACUCUGCCCUCUGUGCCACCUGACACUAAGCUCUCCAAGUUGGAUGUAUUGCUUCUAGCCACCACCUACAUUGCCCAUCUCACCCGCAGCUUGCAGGAUGAAGAAGAAUUGCCUGGCAAGAGCUUGGGAACCCUGAGGGGGGAUGGCUACCUACACCCUGUUAAGGUAAGCAAGGCAAAAGAAGUAAUAUUUUUUCCUAGAAGGUCCAAUCGUAGUAUUGUUUGAAAACCUUUCCAUUGUGCAGAAAUCUUCAGGCAAAACGGCAUACUAAUAUACAAGUACACUAGUCUAUACAAGAAAGCUUUAGCAUUACAGAAUCAGCAGAA
Molecule: messenger RNA, 551 nt
Organism: Thamnophis sirtalis
Lineage: Eukaryota; Metazoa; Chordata; Lepidosauria; Squamata; Natricidae
Source: RefSeq, a predicted model, not a curated record